Molecule: messenger RNA, 3082 nt
Organism: Jaculus jaculus (lesser Egyptian jerboa)
Lineage: Eukaryota; Metazoa; Chordata; Mammalia; Rodentia; Dipodidae
Gene: Dct
Product: dopachrome tautomerase
Exons: 8
Coding region: 35-1654 (539 amino acids)
Biological process (GO): ventricular zone neuroblast division; developmental pigmentation; melanin biosynthetic process from tyrosine
Cellular component (GO): melanosome
Molecular function (GO): oxidoreductase activity; dopachrome isomerase activity
Source: RefSeq, a predicted model, not a curated record
AGCAAGCCAGUGUCCAGGAAUUCAGGAGUGGACGAUGAAGAGAAAGGCCAGACCGCAACGUGGAGUGGAAAGCUCCAGAAGUUUUCCCAGUUGCACAGCCAUGAGGUGCACGCAGUGGGCUCUUCUGCUCUGCUCUCUGGGCUGUGGCAUCCUGCCUAGAGCCAGGGCCCAGUUUCCCCGGGUCUGCAUGACCUUGAGCAGCAUUUUGAACAAGGAGUGCUGCCCGCCUUUGGGCACUGAUCCUGCCAACAUCUGUGGCUCUCAAGAGGGCCGGGGCCAGUGCAUGGAGGUCAAAGCAGACACCAGACCCUGGAGUGGCCCUUACAUCCUGCGAAACCAGGAUGACCGCGAGCAGUGGCCAAGGAAGUUCUUCAAUCGGACGUGCAGGUGCACAGGCAACUUUGCUGGCUAUAAUUGUGGGGGCUGCAAAUUCGGCUGGACUGGCCUCAGCUGUGAUCGAAGGAAGACACCUGCUAUCCGGAGGAAUAUCCAUUCGCUGACUGCUCAGGAGAGGGAGCAGUUCUUGGACGCCUUAGACCUUGCAAAGAAGAGCAUCCACCCCGACUAUGUGAUCACCACACAGCACUGGCUGGGCCUCCUCGGACCCAAUGGAACACAGCCACAGAUCGCCAACUGUAGCAUCUAUGACUUUUUCGUGUGGCUUCAUUAUUAUUCUGUCAGAGAUACGUUACUAGGCCCAGGACGACCCUAUAAGGCCAUUGACUUCUCACACCAAGGGCCUGCCUUUGUCACCUGGCACCGGUACCAUUUGUUGUGGUUGGAAAGAGAUUUGCAGCGACUCACUGGCAACGAGUCCUUUGCUUUGCCCUACUGGAACUUUGCCACUGGCAAGAAUGAGUGCGAUGUGUGCACAGACCAGCUGCUUGGGGCAGCAAGACAAGAUGACCCGACUCUAAUCAGUCAGAACUCGAGGUUCUCUAGCUGGGAGAUUGUGUGCGACAGCUUGGAUGACUACAACCGCCGAGUCACCCUGUGUAACGGAACCUAUGAAGGUCUGCUGAGACGGAACCGAGUGGGAAGAGAAAGUGAGAAAUUGCCAACUUUAAAAAAUGUGCAAGACUGCCUGUCCCUCCAGAAGUUUGACAAUCCUCCUUUCUUCCAGAACUCUACCUUCAGCUUCAGGAAUGCCCUGGAAGGCUUUGACAAAGCAGACGGGACACUGGACUCUCGAGUUACAAGCCUUCACAAUUUGGUUCACUCCUUCCUGAACGGGACAAAUGCCUUGCCACAUUCAGCUGCCAACGAUCCCGUCUUUGUGGUCCUCCAUUCCUUCACCGACGCCAUCUUCGAUGAGUGGCUAAAAAGAAACAAUCCUCCUACAGAUGCCUGGCCUCAGGAGCUGGCCCCCAUUGGGCAUAAUCGGUUGUAUAACAUGGUUCCCUUCUUCCCACCGGUGACUAAUGAAGAGCUCUUCUUAACUGCAGACCAUCUUGGCUACAGUUAUGCCAUUGACCUGUCAGUUGCAGAUACUCCACAUUGGACCACAACACUCUCAGUGGUUACUGGAACACUGGUGGCCUUGGUUGGUCUUUUGGGGACACUUGCUUUCCUCCAAUACAGAAGGCUUCGCAAAGGAUAUGCACCACUAAUGGAGACACAUUUAAGCCACAAGAGAUAUAUGGAGGAAGCUUAGCGCACUCUUGCCUUACCCUAGAAGAAUGGCUAACCAAGCCUUGGUUCUGACCUGGGCAGUCAUUCAAUUAAUUUUCAUUGUUCUUCCUUUAGGUGAAAAUCUUUGGCCUGUGUUCUCUUGUGACGGUGAUCCCUAGCACAGAGGAUGUGUGCUUAGUUAGAGUUUCUGGUUGGCUUGUUUGUUUAAUGAACUUGUGAAGUUGAUGGGGGUCUGUCUGUACUGUGGAAGUAAGAUGGACUUGACAAUCUGUGGUAUUUGAUAAAGAUUCCUCCUGUUAACCUCUUCCUUUUCUAAAACACACACACACACACACACACACACACACACACACACACACACCACCCCAGACAAGAAAAACAGAGAAAUCAGAGUGGAUUCAUGUACAUUUGCAACUCAGUGUAAUCUGACACCUAGAUAAGACCAUGAUCAAGUCUUCCUUUGUAAUGGGAUGUAGGUGGGGGGAAUGUAUCAAUCAGCUUUUCACUGCUGCAUUGAAAUACCUAAGAGUGGCCAACUUUACAAAGAGAAGAAGAGUUUUGCUCAUUGUCUUCCAUGUGGAGGACUGGAGGCUACAUCUUAACGAUGGUUUUCUUGUUGACAGAACCCUGCGGAGGAUUUCUGACAUACCAGGAGUCAGGAAAAGCCUGUGCAGGCGUGGGUCGGCUCUCUUUCCCUGGUCUUCUUCUAAAUUCAUGAGGACUCAAUCAGCGGGCCCUCUAUCCUGAUGACCCUAUCUAAUCCUAAUUACUUCCUAACGGCUAGAACCAAAGUUCAAUUAGGUUUUUACCCCUAGGAAUAUCUCAUCAUGGGGAUUAAAUUUAAACCAAUGAAGCCUUGUUGGGGGCAGGGGGACAGCACAUUCAGACCACGUACAGGCUGUGGCAGGGUCUGACUCUUGAAGAAGACUCCCUUUUAGCUAAAAAGUGCUAUAGGUGACCUCCUCCUCCUUGACUUGAGCUGCUGCUCUUUAGCCUUGUACUUCUCAUACUGUCUUCUCUAGCCUUUAUGAUGAAAACAAGAUGUACUUCCCAUGGAGGAUGGAGGGUGAAAAGAUGAAGGCUCAACUCGGUUCUGUCUUAUGAACUGAACUUGACACAGUUUAUUUAAAAAUUGAAGUUCCUGACAGAAGGACCAUUAUAAAAACCCAGUAACGGGAUAAACAUGGACCCUACAGUGAUAAGCAGAUGCAGGCAUAAAAUUCUAGAACUUUCUCACUAAUCCGCAAUUCUAAGCCUAUUGACAACUAUGGAACCCUUUUAUGGAAGGCUGACUGGGCUGAGGCUGGAGAUGCUAUAAUCUUGAACAUGAAACCAUUCCAUUAGAAUCCCAUUACUCUGAGGUCUCGUUGCCUUGAUACUGAACGAACUCUUUUUCUAGGUAGCUUCAUUCUGUAUACUUCACUUGAAUUUGUGUUAAAAGUUAGCUCUA